ACACUGAUUGUUUUGUUAUGGUGACAGCUUCAAAAUGGCCGACAAAACGAAAUGAAGAAUUUUAAAAAACACAGCCCUGGCCUUUAAAUUUUAAUUACGGUCCAAAUUAUAACGUAUCAUUGACAGGAAUAUUGUAAAUGUGAAAAGAACAUAAAGAGGUAACUUGUCGAAACCAGAAUGGGUAAGCAGUUGUUAAGACGUCCCAGGGCACCAAAACCAUUGCCACCUUUGCCUGACACACCUGCACCUAGCACUCAUGGUGUAACUACGAAACUCAAUGACUACUUUGAAUCUAUUGAUUUUAAUAUUGACGAUGACGGAAACUACAAAUCUCGAGAUGCCACGACUAUUCGACAUUCUCCAACUCCAAGUGUUGUGCCAAGCUUAGUAUCCCCACCACCGUCAGAAUCUUUGCAUCGCAAGUCAGUGUACAGGACAGCGUACCCCUCACGCCAAAGCAGGAUGUCUGGAGUGAGCAGGGAUGAAAAGAAAUUUGUUCUUGAUCCCUUGUAUAGGGACCACACAAGCUUGGGAACAUACGUUGAUGGAAAGUCCCUGGUCAAACCCUACAAGCCAAGGGGUCCAGACAGCCUGCCAGCUAGACAACCCAGAAAACACCCUGAGAUCACACAUGCCAUAGACAUUGUAGAUGAUAUCAGGUUUUAUCAUCCACCUGCAUUUACACUGAACAAUUUUAUAGUGAAAAUGUCUGACAUUCAUGGAAUACCUUAUCAGAAGGUGUACGGAUAUGUGUCCUCGAGAGAAAACUAUAUCAAGCUGACUAAGAUGAUUGCUGAUGAAUUCAUCAACCCAACAAAUCACGAAAUUAGCCUGCAGCAUUUAACUCCAGAAGGUCAGGAGAUUCCAGCUGCUGAGCCCCGAAUCCCCCAGCGACAGUUGCUCAUUGAGAUGGCCUCCAUGAUCAAGCUGCAUGUCCGAAGUCUCAUGAACACGGAGGUUAAGUCUGUCAUAAGACCACUUCCAAAAUAUGCCCCAGGACAUACCGUUGGUCAGGCACCACACACAGAGAUCAUCCUGGUAGAGGACGACACAGUGGAGAUCAGCAGUCAGAACCAGGUCAUCAAGCAAUCAAGAGAGAAAUCUAGAAUCAAGGAGUACAUUGCACAAACUGAGCUGCCUGCCAAAGACGCAAUGUUUCACUCAGCCCGAUCCAAGUUCUUCCAGGGCGCAGGACGAAGUCAAUCUCCUUUCACCUCCCAGGAAGAUGGUAUCAUAUCUCCAUCAGAGAUCGCUAUCCUGGACUCGCUGAUACAGGGUGGCAAGGCUCUCAGUCUCAAGGCCCACUUCAUCUGUGAAAUGCCUGAUAUUUCCCCGCUGGUGAGGAAUCUGGUGUACCUGAACUUGUCGUUCAAUGAUUUCACUACGUUCCCAGCCGCAGUACUUGGCAUAAGCCAGCUGCAGAUAUUGAAGCUGCGCAACAAUCCCCUCACAGACCUGCCUGCAGACAUACACAGGCUCAAGAAUCUGAGAACACUGGUUGUCUCCUUCUGCAUGAUUCAGUCUCUACCAAUUAGACUGUUCACCCUGGAGCAUCUGGAGUACCUGGAUAUCUCCUACAACAGGAUCACCUUCAUACAGAAUGAGAUUUCACAACUACAAUCCUUGCGAGAGUUGAACAUGGAGGGUAACCAGUUGCCUGCCAUGCCGUCUGGUGCUCUGCGCCUGGAUCUUGAUAGACUCAACGUGAAAAAUAACUUCAUGCAUCCCCUGUUCUGGCAUGAAAACACCCACAAUGAACCACAGCGAUUGGCUGACAUGACCUUAUACACUAUAGCCAGGUCAGAGCUGGGCAAGUCACCAGGACAGUUACCAGAAUCUGUACAGAGGCUUUUUGCAAAGCGUGUGAGAUGUGACUGCUGUAAUGGGUUCAUGUUUGGUCCAGGCCUGAGGAUCAUACGGCCAGUCACCCAGCUGUUUGGCAUAAAAAAUCUGCCGUUUAUGUUUAGUGCGUGCUCCCCACGGUGCCUGCAAGACUUCCGCAGUAGCAAGGAGACACUCAGUGACAUCCUGUAUGGAAGACAGAACAUUGAGUCUUAAUGAACAUAGUGUAUGGGAGACAGAACAUAGAGUCUUAAUGAACAUUGUGUAUGGGAGACAGAACAUAAAGUCUUAAUGAACAUUGUGUAUGGGAGACAGAACAUUGAGUCUUAAUGAACAUUGUGUAUGGGAGACAGAACAUUGACUCCUAAUGAACAUUUUGUAUAGGAGUCAAUACAUUGACUCCUAAUGAACAUUGUGUAUUGGAGAGAGAACAUGGACUCCUUAUGAACAUUGUGUAUGGGAGACAGAACAUUGCUUAUAAUGAACGUUAUGUAUGGGAGACAGAACAUUGACUCUUAAUGAACAUUGUGUAUGGGAGACAGAACAAUUAGUCUUAAUGCACAUUGUGUAUGGGAGACAGAACAUUGACUCUUAAUGAACAUUGUGUAUGGGAGACAGAACAAUGAGUCUUAAUGAACAUUGUGUAUGGGAGACAGAACAUUGAGUCUUAAUGAACUUCGAGUAUGGGAGACAGAGCAUUGACUCCUUAUGAAAAUUGUGUAUGGGAGUCAAUACAUUGAUCCUAAUGAACAUUGUGUAUUGGAGAGAACAUUGACUCUUUAUGAACAUUGUGUAUGGGAGACAGAACAUUGCUUAUAAUGAACGUUAUGUAUGGGAGACAGAACAUUGACUCUUAAUGAACAUUGUGUAUGGGAGACAGAACAUUGUGUCUUAAUGCACAUUGUGUAUGGGAGACAGAACAUUGACUCUCAAUGAACAUUGUGUAUGGGAGACAGAACAUUGACUCUUAAUGAACAUUGUGUAUGGGAGACAGAACAUUGAGUCUUAAUGAACAUUGUGUAUUGGAGACAGAACAUUGAGUCUUAAUGAACAUUGUUUGUUGGAGACAGAACAUUGAGUCUUAAUGAACAUGGUGUAUUGGAGACAGAACAUUGAGUCUUAAUGCACAUUGUGUAUUGGAGACAGAACAUUGAGUCUUAAUCAACAUUUUGUAUGGGAGACAGAACAUUGACUCAUAAUGAACAUUGCCUAUCUUUGAAAAUGGUUAUUUUUAGUAGGUUUCUAUACAGGUGUAAGGUGUAAGAAACAUUGCCACUUACAACUGCUAGACGUUAAGGCUCUCUGUCUUCUAUCAGCUCUUGUUUGAUGUUUCAGUUGUAAACUGUUAAUGAGAUUGUAUUUUUACUAUUAUUACCAAAAUAUACAGUCCUGCUUUGUUGCAGACAUUUUUAUGCCUCCGGAUCAAAUGAUCGGGGGUAUAUUGUUUUUGGCCUGUCUGUUUGUAUGUCAUUCUGUCCUAAAACUUUAACAUAAAACUUUAACCUUGGUUAAAGUUUUGCAAUAACUUUUGCAAUAUUGAAGAUAGCAACUUGAUACUUGGCAUGCAUGUGUAUCUCAUGGAGCUGCACAUUUUGAGUGGUGAAAGGUCAUGGUCAUCUUUUAAGGUCAAAGGUUAAAUAUAUGGCUUCAAAGCGGCGCAAUAGGGAGCAUUGUGUUUCUGACUAACACAUCUCUUGUUGUUUUCAAGCUUGGUAUUGCUUUUGCUGCAUUUGAUAUUGUGAGAGUACAUUUUCUGUAUUCCUUUUCUAUUUUGUGUAUUAAUAAUAUAUAAGAUUGUUUUAACAUGGUUUUUUUCGCAAAUGGAAAUUAUAAAAGUAAAUUUAAAGAG
Messenger RNA from Dreissena polymorpha, 3691 nucleotides. RefSeq names its product leucine-rich repeat-containing protein 63-like. Gene Ontology annotation, molecular function: protein binding. The record is from RefSeq and is a predicted model, not a curated record. Lineage: Eukaryota; Metazoa; Mollusca; Bivalvia; Myida; Dreissenidae. The transcript is spliced from 13 exons. Bases 178 to 2058 code for a protein of 626 amino acids.